Drosophila innubila is the source of this 1773-nucleotide messenger RNA. RefSeq lists its product as uncharacterized. Lineage: Eukaryota; Metazoa; Arthropoda; Insecta; Diptera; Drosophilidae. The record is from RefSeq and is a predicted model, not a curated record. Gene Ontology annotation, molecular function: protein binding. Gene Ontology annotation, cellular component: nucleus. The coding region runs from base 123 to 1544 and encodes 473 amino acids. The transcript is spliced from 4 exons.
GGUAUAUCGCAUUCAAUCUUAAAAGGUGUGGCAGCAUUGGUUUAAAAUUUAAUAUAAAUGUGAAAAAUAAAUAUAUAUUUAUAAUUAGAAUCAUAAUAAUAGUGUGUUAUCCACUGCCAACCAUGUCAAAGUCAAGCGCAGCUCGUUGGGUGAAGUUUUUCAACGCCGGGGGAAUUCCAUCGCCAGCUGCGGCAAGCUAUGCUCAUAUAUUUGUCGAGAAUCGCAUUCAGGAAGACAUGUUGCUCGAUUUGAACAAGGAAUAUCUGCGUGAGAUGGGCAUCACGCCAAUGGGCGAUAUUAUAGCCAUAUUGCGUCACUCAAAGCAAGUGAGCGAUCAGCAUACAGUAGACAAGAUGCUGAUAUCCGAGACACCUUUGCCCAAACCCAAGGCAAAGAGCAGUGUUACUAUAGCCCCAGCGCCACCCAGCAGUAAGUUAACAACAGCUUCAACGGGCACCACAACACCACCAACAAAGCCCGCUCGUCGUGUGCUACCCGAGCACGAGGGCAAAUAUAAGGUGACUCUACCGUCUGGCACCACAGAGCGCAGCAAGCAGAUUUUGGCCAAGCGGGAGAAGUUGUAUUCAGAUCGUGUAAGCAGCACGAAGAAGACAGAUGUCUUUGCGAGAUUGCACAAGACCAGUUGUGAUGAUGAUUCUCAGGAGGGCAUUGUGUCCAGUAGUGGCGAGAGCAAUGUACGUGUACACAUCACUGGCGUCCAUAAAUCUACCAACCCAAAAGUGACUGCCACUUCAAGCAAUAACUCGGUCUUUGCCCGUCUCGGUGGCAAGCAAUCUCUCGACACAGCGCAUCAAAAUACAGGUCUUGCCAAGGAAAUCAAAUCGAUUUUAAAGAACACUCAAAGCAAAACGAACAGUGGCGCCAAGCGGAACACGGCAAUAGUUAAGGCUAAAAACACAGUCUCGUCUGUUGCACGUCUGCCCCAACAGAAGGUGAUGCUGGUGCACAAGGUGCCAUUGAAACGUGGCGAUGAUAGCGACGAUAGCAUGGAUGAUGAGGGAGUCGAAGAAGUUGACAGUGAUAUGGAUAGCGAUGCAAGCUAUAGUGAGCAACAUGAUGUAGAUAUGCCCACUGAGAAAAUUGUGAAAUUUGCCUCCACUGCUGAAGUGCGAGAAAUAGCCCCACACGCGUCCUACAAGUCGCGUGGCAACAACAACUUUGCACGCAAUAUUAAGUCACGUUUAGGUCUUGUUUCAAAACUGCAUGCCACACGCAAAACCUACAAUCUUAAAGCCUCUCCACCCAAGAAGCCAGGAGCACGUCUCAGUCCUGUCAAGGGCAAAGCAAUACGCAUGCGCAGCGAUGAGUUACUCACACGUCAGGAUACGCUGCCAGUGCACAAGCGUCUGGGCAAUGCAUCAUCAGCAGUCACAUCAUUAUCGCCACCACAGCGAGUCCAGAAACGUGAUCAGAAGCCGCAAAGUGCAGCUCAACGCCGGCAUUCAAGCGUUAAUGCUGGACAGAGGCCACGAGUUCAGUCAAACUCUGUGUUCGAUCGUCUCGGAUUUAAUAACUCAAUGUAGACUAUAAGCCAAGUCGUAGUAAUUGUUUAAGAGUUCUAUAUAGUUCAGUUUAAAAGUAUGUGUUUGCAAUCAUUCAAUAUAAUGUAUCUCCAAAUUCAAUUGCCCCAAUUUAAAUGACUAUUUAUUUUUAAAUGUUUUUGAUUACUUUGAAUAUUGUCACUAAAUGACGAAAUUUCAAACCUGUAAUAGCAAUCCAAAUAAAAGGCGUUCACCUCGAUUAUAAAAUUCA